Molecule: messenger RNA, 546 nt
Organism: Branchiostoma floridae (Florida lancelet)
Lineage: Eukaryota; Metazoa; Chordata; Leptocardii; Amphioxiformes; Branchiostomatidae
Product: C-type lectin domain family 3 member A homolog
Exons: 3
Coding region: 1-546 (181 amino acids)
Source: RefSeq, a predicted model, not a curated record
AUGGAUGAUGAGUCCCAACUGGCCGACACUGUUGACGACCUGGAACGCAAAUUGGACAUCGAGAAAAACAGAUCAGCAGUCUUGGAGGCAUGUCUUCGGGAGCAAGUAUCUUAUCCCAAUGGUUACCAACUGUGGCGUGGAAUCUGCUACAAGGCCUUCAACACUGCUAAGACCUUUAACGAAGCAGCUGUAACCUGUCGCAAAGAUGGCGGCACCCUCGUCAUGCCCCGAGAUGCUGAGACCAACGCCUUCCUGAUCUCCAUAAGGGGAGACACUUCUAUGUUCUACAUCGGCCUGCAAGAUCAACGUGAAGAAGGGAUAUUUGAAUGGGCUGAUGGUUCUGCACUAGGGGAGUACAACUCGUGGGCUCAGGACAGCACGUAUCCUGGUGGAACAAAUGGCCGUCGUCGUGUGAUUCGUGACUUCGUUCGGUCCUACCGUGGCUGCAUCGUGGGCGUUACUGCUGUGGUGGCAACCCUGAUCAUCGUGGGACUCGUCGUGAUGGUGUUUAUCUAUAAAGAGGUAUUUUAUUUUGUGCCAUACUAG